CUGGGGACUUUGCGUCAAAAAAGUUACCGGAGAGGCGCCUUCUCUCUGCAAAGGUUCCAGGGACAAGGAGACACGUCAGAUCCGAGCAGCUCCAGCCUUUCCUCCCCUGAAGCCCCUGUGUAUGGCACUGACAGCCGAGGACUCCGCAUCCCCCUCCUGAAAAAGCCUCCCCAUAGACUUGCCUUUGUUAUUUAACCCGAUUCUCUCGGUUUAUUGCAGGAGAGGAGGAAUCCGGCUCGGCCGAGGAUCAUUUGCUCCUUAUUUGUUAAGACCAUUGUGUGCAAAGGAAGAGCGGGAUCAAGAAGCACACACUACACUGAUCGCCCGACUUGCUGCAACGAUUUUCUGAUUUUCUUUCGCGGAUUGUGCUCCCUGAUAAAACACUAGCAUGAUGUCUUAUCUCAAGCAACCGCCAUAUGCCGUGAAUGGGCUCAGCCUGACUACCUCCGGGAUGGAUUUGUUACAUCCGUCGGUGGGAUAUCCCGUUGCGCUACACCAGAGCCGCCAGAUAACGUGUAGUUUCUAUGAUUUUGCAGCGACCCCCAGGAAACAGAGGAGGGAAAGGACCACUUUCACCAGAGCCCAACUGGAUGUCCUCGAAGCACUUUUUGCCAAAACUCGUUACCCCGAUAUCUUCAUGAGAGAAGAAGUGGCUCUAAAAAUCAACUUGCCCGAGUCCAGAGUCCAGGUUUGGUUCAAAAACCGCCGAGCCAAGUGCCGGCAGCAGCAACAGCAGCAGCAGAAUGGGGGGCAAAACAAAGUGAGACCCUCUAAGAAGAAGCCCUCCCCGGCCAGGGAAGUGAGCUCUGAGAGCGGCACCAGCGGCCAGUUCAGCCCCCCCUGCAGCACCUCAGUUCCAGUCAUAUCGAGCAGCACAGCCCCUGUGUCCAUCUGGAGCCCGGCCUCCAUCUCUCCCCUCUCAGACCCACUCUCCACAUCAUCCUCAUGCAUGCAGAGGUCUUACCCCAUGACCUACACACAGGCAUCAGGCUACAGCCAGGGAUAUGCAGGCUCUACAUCCUACUUUGGGGGCAUGGACUGUGGAUCUUACUUGACCCCAAUGCACCAUCAACUCUCUGGAGCUGGGGCUACUCUCAGCCCAAUGGGCACCAACGCAGUGACAAGCCACCUUAACCAGUCCCCAGCUGCCCUCUCUUCCCAGGCCUAUGGGGCCUCUAGCUUGGGUUUUAACUCCACCGCUGACUGCCUGGAUUACAAAGACCAAACGGCCUCCUGGAAGCUGAACUUCAAUGCUGACUGCUUGGAUUAUAAAGACCAAACCUCUUCAUGGAAGUUCCAGGUUUUGUGAAGAACUUUCCCCUCUCCCUCUCUAUCUGCGUCAGGUGGAAAACUUUGCUGAGACAUUCCCAGCUCUGGCCCAGUCUGGUUGAACAAGUAGGAAGCAAAACACACAAAGACCAUUUAUUUCAUCCACAUAGAACCCUGGGCUGACUGGCUCUGGACUGGAUCUGGAGACAUCUCCAUGCAAUGGGAAAACAAAGGACACAUCUCUAUCCAGUGACCAGGAACCACAUGAAGUCUUUAUCUUGUUAGAUUUUAGCAGGUGGAUGAAAGAUGGAGAAGAACUAAGUGCAGCUGAGCAGCACAGGAGCCAGGCUGCAGAGUAAUUUGGGGCUGUGUGUGUAUUGGCUGCAGACUCAAGCUCUGCUCUUUCAUGGCUGCCUUCUGGCUUAGAAAGAACAUUUCAGGAUUUGAGUGAAUUGUGCAACUGAUUGUCCUAGAUGCACUACUUUAUUUAAAGAAAACAAAUUAAUAAUAAUGUUUAUAAGAAGUCAUUAUGUAGUUUUUAAAAGACAAUCAGUGUGUGUCUUAUAUAAAUGGUAAAUCUGUGGUUUUUAAUCUGUGCUAGACAUCAAAACUGUGAUCUCUUGUAUUGUAUGCAACUGUGAACUCCACACCAGCGGGGGGUCGUACUGUGAUUUAAUAACAGGUUUAUUAUUAGCAGGAAGAUUCAGGAUUUAGCGCAAAACCGAUGCCCCUUAAUAUUAUUCAAAGCGAGCGAAUGGGGCCUCUAAGGAACUGCGGUUAAACCUUUCUUUUCCUCCACCAACUCCUCCUGAGUUUAUUUUAUAUUCGACCCCGCAACGAACGCAGGGACCGGAAUCCGCAAUAUAGAAAGGAACAGGACAGAGGAUUAUUUAAUAACUAAAGGACUUGUCUGUUGUCACUGACCCUGAUAUAUUCAUUGCAAGAAGGAAUCCCUUAUGCGUUUAUGCUUGCCUUUGUGAAUUAAGAUAUAAAUAUAUAUAUAUACACACCAUAAACCUUUUCCCCUGGAUCUGGCAAAUAUGUAUAAAAAAUUUAUUAAAUGACUCUAGCACAAA
Xenopus tropicalis (tropical clawed frog) is the source of this 2345-nucleotide messenger RNA. RefSeq names its product orthodenticle homeobox 2 (gene otx2). Bases 389 to 1309 code for a protein of 306 amino acids. Gene Ontology annotation, molecular function: DNA-binding transcription factor activity, RNA polymerase II-specific; DNA binding; DNA-binding transcription factor activity. Lineage: Eukaryota; Metazoa; Chordata; Amphibia; Anura; Pipidae. Gene Ontology annotation, cellular component: nucleus. The transcript has 4 exons. The record is from RefSeq and is a predicted model, not a curated record. Gene Ontology annotation, biological process: regulation of DNA-templated transcription; regulation of transcription by RNA polymerase II.